CAAGUCUAUCGGGGCACCGGAGCGAACGGUCGUUCCAAGGUAUUCCGUCCCGGAGGUGUGAGACGAACGGGAAAAAAAUAUUCGAAAAUAUCGGAAACCGCAUCCGGCCGUCUCCGGAAUUUUUCUCUUAAUUCGACUAUGAUUUCUUCAUAAAUCGGUGCAAAAAAAAAAAAUAAAUAAAAAAAAAAACAGCCCCGCUACUCGAGUUCGAGUGAAAAUUUUUUCGUACGAGUCGACCCCCCCUUUGAAAAAUAAAACUAGUCACAAUUUUUAAUCGGUGAUAAUUUCUAAUUGUUGGUGACAUCGACGAUCAGAUUCUAGAGAACAAAACGAUCCGAUCCUCGGCUCCGUAAAUGAGGAAACUUUUACCGAUUUAAUAAUAAAAAGUAGAUCGAUUUUUUGAAAUGGCUUCCGAAAGGCUGGUCAACGGUAUAUUGUCGGAUUUAUUGCCGGCGAUACCGACGGUUCAAGAUGUGAGUAAAUCGAUGCAAAAUUUCGGCUAUCCGGAUUACGCGGUAUUCAUUUUGAUGCUGGCCUCAUGCGGCGGAGUUGGAAUAUAUUUUGGUUUCGUGAAAAAAUCAAUGGGCGAGGACGAGUACCUGGUGGGUGGAAGAAACAUGAAGACGUUUCCGGUCAGUCUGAGUCUCAUAGCUAGUUUUAUUUCCGCUAUAUCGCUCCUCGGAACCCCCACUGAGGUAUACGUGUACGGAAUUACCUACCUUUUUGUUGGUUGCGGCGUUAUCCUCAUGGGGAUUGUCAUGACCACCGUUUAUUUGCCCGUUUUUCACGACCUGAAACUGACCAGCACAUACGAGUACCUCGAGAGGCGGUUCGACAAGAAGACUAGAUUAUUUGGCUCCGUUCUGUUCUCCAUCGGAAUCAUAACCUGGCUACCGAUCGUCAUCUACGUACCAGCCCUGGCUUUCAAUCAAGUUACCGGAAUAAACGUCCACAUAAUCACACCGUUCGUUUGCAUAGUUUGCAUAUUUUACACGUGCGUGGGUGGUCUGAAAGCAGUUGUUUGGACAGACGUAAUUCAAACCAUCGUGAUGCUCGGCGCGAUGUUGCUGGUGAUAAUCAAGGGUACGGUAGAUCUGGGUGGACCUUCUGUGGUCAUUCACAGGAACUUAGAGUCCGGAAGACUCGAAUUACCGGACACGGAUUGGAAUCCUUUGACGAGACACACUAUCUGGGCAUUGACUUUUGGCGCUUUUGGUCACUGGCUCCAGACGUCCGCCGUCAAUCAAAAUAUGAUCCAACGUUAUCUCUCUCUACCAACACUCGGCGCUGCGAGGCGGGCUGUCUGGAUCUUUAUAGUAGGUGCCCUCAGUCUCGUUGGCACCUGCGGCUACGCCGGGAUGCUCCUCUACGCGACCUACCAAGAAUGCGAUCCUCUAACAACAAAGCUUGCUCGUGCCAAGGACCAACUCCUCCCCUUAUUGGUGAUGGAUAUCCUGGGCGAUUAUCCCGGCUUACCUGGUUUAUUCGUAGCCGGCGUGUUCAGCGCUGCUCUCAGCUCGCUGUCAACGGCACUCAACUCGAUGGCGGCCGUGGUGAUAGAAGACUUCAUAAAACCAUUUAGAAAAAAUUCAUUCACUCCCAGAGUAGCGGAUAUCCUCAUGAAGGUCACCGUCGUUGCCAUCGGAACACUUUCCGCCGGCCUAGUCUUCGUUGUCGAAAGAAUGGGCAGUCACGUCCUCCAGUUAUCGAUGAGUCUGGGAUCGAUCACCAGUGGACCGUCUCUGGGAAUUUUCACAAUGGGUAUCCUAUUUCCUUGGACAAAUUCUAUGGGUGCUCUGAUCGGCGGUACAACUAGUCUGGGACUCAUGGCGUGGUUGAGUUUGACGGCACAGGCUGCGAUAUCGAGUGGUCAUAUAAGGUUCGAGGAGAAGCCGGUGAGCACGGAGGGGUGUACUUACACCUUCCAGAAAGUCGAAAACUUACUUUUAUUCUCGCCAUCGAACGCGAACUUCAACGCAACGGACGAAGUUAUUGUGUCUGAACCGUGGGCAUUCUAUCGGUUGAGUUACCUCUGGUACACUAUGACCGGUACGAUCAUCUCUCUAGUCAUCGGAUGUUUAGUGAGCUUAAUUUCGUCGCAAGACACUAAAAAACUGGACCCACUUUUAGUCGCGCCGUUUGUCAGAAAAUUUUUGAAAACUCGUCCGCAAGAUCUGCAAGUAAAUGACGUUGUCAAGCUGGAACUGGAGCCAAGGGAACUUAACAGGUCCAGAUGCAUCCUUCAAGGAAAUGUGAGAAAAUUAACAUAACGCAAUUGAUGGAUAUAAUCGAUCAUUAUAAAGAAAUUGAAUAAGGAAAAAAAAUCAUCAUUAAAAUUUAACUAACCCACCACCAUUCUACUAUGCGUAAGUUUUUCCAUAUUUUAUUUUCGAUAUUACAAAUUAAUAUUAUAUUAUGUAAAUGCGUUAGAGAGUACGAAUACUAUAUUACAUCUAUAUAAGAGUAGAGGUAAUCAUCAGAUACUGUCACAGUUUAGAUUAACAAAUUUUUAAACCUACAUUUAACCAGCAAACAGAAAUUAGUAAUAAUUUUAAUAAUAUUAAUAAUUGCGUGCUAAACCGCAGGCAUUCACGGUAUUAUGUUUACUUUCAAUUAUUUCAUUAUUGUAGUGGAGACACGCGGCUGGCGCAUUUGAAGCUCGGUUUGCGUCGAACCGAAAAAAAAAAGAGCCUUUCAAAGUUUUCCCACAAAAUUU
Athalia rosae (coleseed sawfly) is the source of this 2716-nucleotide messenger RNA. Its product is annotated as sodium-coupled monocarboxylate transporter 1-like. The transcript has 13 exons. Gene Ontology annotation, biological process: transmembrane transport; sodium ion transport. The coding region runs from base 405 to 2270 and encodes 621 amino acids. The record is from RefSeq and is a predicted model, not a curated record. NCBI's taxonomy places the organism in Eukaryota, Metazoa, Arthropoda, Insecta, Hymenoptera, Athaliidae. Gene Ontology annotation, molecular function: symporter activity. Gene Ontology annotation, cellular component: membrane.